This is a messenger RNA of Pararge aegeria (speckled wood butterfly), 2629 nucleotides long. RefSeq lists its product as uncharacterized. The coding region runs from base 63 to 1163 and encodes 366 amino acids. The transcript has 4 exons. The record is from RefSeq and is a predicted model, not a curated record. Lineage: Eukaryota; Metazoa; Arthropoda; Insecta; Lepidoptera; Nymphalidae.
GUACGCCCUCAUUACUAGUUUCACUCCCGGAUAGUGUUCAUGAAUGCAGGCUACACGCAAAUAUGGCUACACUGAGACACUUUGCUCUACCCCUGCUUCUUAUCCUGGCCGCGGUAAUUCAAGCCCAAAGCUUGCAAUGUUACGUAUGUGACAACUGUGAAAAUGGUUAUGAAAAUACUGCAACAACAUGCCAAGCCCCUGAUGCUGGAGGAAACAGUACUGAAUCCACUACUAAUAGCACAGAAGAAGUUACCGAACCUGGUGAAACGACUACAAGUAGCACAGGAGAAGUUACCGAACCUGGUGAAACAACUACAAGUAGCACAGGAGAAGUUACCGAACCUGGUGAAACAACUACAAGUAGCACAGGAGAAGUUACCGAACCUGGCGAAACGACGACAAAUAGCAUAGAAGAAGUAACUGAAGGUGGGGAAACGACGACUAGUGGCACUGGAGAAGAAACUGAAGGUGAUGAAACGACGACUAGUGGCGCAGGAGAGGAACCCGAAGGUGAUGGAACGAAUACAAAUAGCACAGAAGAAGUAACCGAAGGUGGUGGAACGACGACUAGUGGCACAGGAGAAGAAUCCGAAGGUGGUGAAACGACUACAAAUAGCACAGGAGAAGAAACUGAAGGUGGGGAAACGACGACUAGUGGCACUGGAGAAGAAACUGAAGGUGAUGGAACGACGACUAGUGCCGCAGGAGAGGAAACCGAAGGUGGUGAAACGAAUACAAGUAACACAGGAGAAGUAACUCAAGGUGGUGGAUCGACGACUAGUGACACAGGAGAAGAACCCGAAGGUGGUGAAACGAAUACAAGUAACACAGGAGAAGAAACUGUAGCCGAUGAAACUGCAGCCGCCCCAGUCGUAAAUUUGGUAAGAGGACGGAGAAAUGCAAGGCAGUUCAGGGCCAACACGACCCAGGCACGGUGUGUGGUCACCUCAUACGAAGCCAAUGGCGUAACGAGAGUCAAUCGAGGCUGUUCACUUGGCGAAGGUAUCGAAGACUCAACCAGGUGUAGAAACUUGAUCGGGGGUAACUAUAAUGGAACGCUUGGCCGUUGCUACGUUUGCGAUGGGGACAGAUGUAACAAUGCAGCAAAAUCGGCCAUAGCAUUCAUACCAACUUUAUUCGCCGUAAUCGUUAAUUAUUUGUAAAUAACAACAUUACCCAAAAAGGCUUUAUGCACCUUAAGUUGUAUGGAGUACAUUUUUUCUUAAUUAUCCUACUAUGUAAACAAUCUUUUCACUAUGUAAAGUAUGAUGUAAAUUAUUAGAACACUAUUGCGUUUAUCGCCCGCGUUUGUUACUGUUUUUACACAUCCCAUUUUUUUAUAUAGAACUAAAUACAGGACAAAAUAAACAUUAUUAAGAAUCGAAAGGCGAUAUUUGCAUAUACAAUUUGUAAAUAUACAGCGUCACGAGCAUGUCUAGGUUAUCGGUGACGCGGACCCAUAAGUUUUGCCCUCACCGAAAAAAGCUCAACGCGGCUAAUAAAGAUACACAUAAUAACAAACACUCGUCAUUCGCAAAGACAAUUACUGUUUGUCACAACCGGCGUAUUUUUUUCUCUCCUUUCAAAACAUAUCUUACAAUAAAAAUUAAUAAAGAGAUUGUGUACUUACACAAAGUUAGAAAAACUGGAGUAAAUAUUUAUGUGCAGUUUUUUUUGGAAAAAAAAUGGGGAUUUUUAUGAUUGUUCUACAGGCCUGGUCAUCCUUUUCCAUAAUUAGGUCAUCAAACAGCUCUGUAAACAUUUAUGAAUUUCUAUAUGACGAUAUACAAGAGUUACACGAGUAUUUUAUUGUUUAGUUUACCAAUAGUUUUAUUAAUUAAGAUAGAUUGAGUUUGAGAGACCAAAUAAAAUGUUAGGCAACGACUAAAUAAGCACUUAAAGAUUAUUUUUAACCUAAUACAGAAACAGUUAAGGUUUCUCUCAGUCUCAGUCUAAAAUAUUAAAAGAUAUGUGUUUGGACUUUGGAUUAAGCAAUUGUAAUAAUAAUCUAGAACUAAUAAAAGGCCGUUAUUUCGAAAUCACAGGCCACUUAACGCAGAUUUAUUUUGUACUCGGUUAUAUCGCUCCUUAGCGAUAAGACUCUUUGUCACCUAUUUAAUUUCAUGUUUACUACUUAUCUAUUCGUGUACAUGUUUUAAAUAUAUAUGUUGUAUAUAUAUAUUUAUUCUAGGCGUGUUGUAAGCAAACACAUAAUAAUAAUUACAAACUAACAUUUGAAUUUGAAUUUGAAUUUGUACUUUUGCAUAUUCAUACGCCAUUUAAAUUACUAUAAAAGUAUUAGACUCGAACUUUACCCCGACUUAUCAGUCAAAGAAACCAAAAGUUUGCGGAACAAUUGGACGACGAGAGUAAGUGGAGAAGUAUUUUCCAUACACAAAAUAAUAAAUAGAAAAACAAUAUUGUAAUCACACUUGCUCAUGCUUAUUUCAUCUAUAUAAGGCUCAUAAUCCAUCUGGGUAAUACAGAUUAAUUUUUAACAACAAAUAGGUUUUGAUGCGGCAAAAAUGAUGGGCAAAAAUUGUAAACGAACAAAUAUUGUUACCUGAUCGAUUAUGAUAGAUUAACGUUUAAUUUAAUUCACAAUAAAUAAUGAUUUAUUUUUCAAAUA